CCAAUGAACUCAAGAAGAAGAAGUUGCCCGUUGCUAGGAUACAGUAUAUUCCUCUCAGCAGCUAGCUUCAAACUGUUAGCUACCUGAGGCGGCUGAGACCAAGUUAACACCGUUAACUGAGAACUUACAGAAGUAUUCGGUGAAGCUUUUAUCUUUUUAUGUUUCUCCGGUGUGUUCGGUGUGUUUCCGUUAGUCGUUAACAGACUGAUGCUAAGAAGCUAACGCUAGCUAACCGAGCUACAGGCAGUUAACGGUCGAUUCGGUAGUUUGACAGGCGGCCGGUGAUGGAGCAGGGGGGCCGGGGAGACCGGGGCAGAGACAGCAGCCUGCUGAAGAACCAGCCGUACGACGAGAGCCUGGAGGUGGUCGACUCCGAGGAGGUGGCGAGCGUGUACAGCCCGACCCCCCGCAGCCUGAGACAGGUAGAGUCCAGGCGGAGGAGGAGGGGGCGUGGCCUAAUGUCAGCCACCAUCAGCACUGACCAAUUCGGGGCUGACCAAAAGGCUCACAGGGCCAACGAGGCCACCAGGAGGCCACUCGGGGUCAGUCCACACGAGGAAGAGGACGACGACGACGACGACUCUGAUGAAGAGGAGGAUGACUCGGAUGACGACGACGAUGAAGAUGAUGAUGAUGAACCCAGUGCGGCUCCAGAGGGGGCGUACGACCCUGCCGACUACGCCAACCUGCCCGUCAGCAGUGACAUCAAAGAGCUGUUCCAGUACAUCACACGAUACAGCCCUCAGAACAUAGAGCUGGAGCACAGCCUGAAGCCCUUCAUCCCAGACUUCAUCCCCGCUGUGGGAGACAUCGACGCCUUCCUCAAGGUACCGCGGCCGGACGACAAAGAGGACAGUCUGGGUCUGCUGGUUCUGGACGAGCCGAGCGUGAAGCAGUCGGAGCCCACGGUGCUGACGCUGUGGCUGUCAGAGGAGAGCAAGCAGCACGGAGCGCCCGAGAUGAAGAAGGUGACGAGUGUGGCGAGUCCUCAGUCGAACCCUCGUGUGGUCGACAGCUGGGUGGAGAGCAUCAGCGCCCUGCAUCGUUCGAAGCCUCCGGCCAGCGUGCAGUACGGCCGGGCGAUGCCCGACAUCGACAGCCUGAUGCAGGAGUGGCCGGCAGAGCUGGAGGAGCAGCUGGGCCGCCUGCAGCUGCCCCCCGCCCGCCUCGGCUGCAGCACCGCCCACUAUGCCGACGUCAUCUGCGGUCUGCUCGACAUCCCCGUCCACAACUCCAGAAUCCAGAGUCUGCACCUCCUGUUCAGUCUGUACCUCGAGUUCAGAGACUCCCAGCACUUCACACGCAGAGCCUGACUACACACACACACACACACACACACACACACACACACACACACACACACACA
This is a messenger RNA of Labrus mixtus (cuckoo wrasse), 1366 nucleotides long. RefSeq names its product intraflagellar transport 46 homolog (Chlamydomonas) (gene ift46). The transcript is spliced from 5 exons. Gene Ontology annotation, cellular component: intraciliary transport particle B; centrosome; motile cilium. The coding region runs from base 285 to 1313 and encodes 342 amino acids. The record is from RefSeq and is a predicted model, not a curated record. Lineage: Eukaryota; Metazoa; Chordata; Actinopteri; Labriformes; Labridae. Gene Ontology annotation, biological process: cilium assembly; intraciliary transport.